Piliocolobus tephrosceles (Ugandan red Colobus) is the source of this 1522-nucleotide messenger RNA. It is a transcript of the gene TMEM253, whose product is annotated as transmembrane protein 253. NCBI's taxonomy places the organism in Eukaryota, Metazoa, Chordata, Mammalia, Primates, Cercopithecidae. The record is from RefSeq and is a predicted model, not a curated record. The transcript is spliced from 8 exons. The coding region runs from base 408 to 1061 and encodes 217 amino acids.
GGCGAUUAUAGAGAUAGUUAAUGUCGGCCGUAUAAGAAACAUUAUUAAAGUUACUCUUCGGUCCUUUCCGUUCUUGAUAAACAAUUCCUGCUCCUUCCUCUCGAAUUCUAUUUUCCAUCCCUCAAGUCACUUUAAUGGCUCUUCAAUACAACAAAUAUUUACUGAGUGCUUACUAAGUGCCAGGCACUGGGCUCAGCGCUGUGAGGGAUGAGAGAGAAGUGGUACCUUCCUUCCAGGCGAUUGUAGUCUAGACUACAAACUACCUUUCUGUGCCAGGACAAGUUUGUCGUCUGCUCUGAGCUAUCAAGCCCCUUAGGAGACCUAAGACCCAGCUGGGUCCCAUCCCUUUGGAGUUAACUGCUUCAGACUAGCCUAGGAAGCACCUAAUUCUUGUGGGCAAAGGAGCCAUGGAAGAUAGAGCUGGUCAGCAAGAGCAGGAGAGACACAGCCUCCGUUUGGAAAAGCUACAACGCUGGGCGAGGCACAGGCAGAGUGGGCACCUCUUGGUGCUGGCGGUGAGUCAGCUAUGGCUGGCAGUGGUUGUGGUGCCCCUUGCUGUCUCAGUCGCCUGCCUGAACUCUGAAUGUCACAUGGCCACAGCGCUGCCUCUUGGGCCUGGAGCCUCAGGUCUCCUCACUGGGACUGUCACCCUAGAGCUUCGCAGAGCACCCCGCCUCUGGAAGGUGCGGGCCAUGAUGAUAUUCAACACCUUCAACUUGAUCUUGGGUUUCAUCGUGGUGGUGGUCGAGGUGAUGAAGACAGCCUUGGGGCCUGCCCCAACUGCCUCCUCCCAGCAUGCUGGCUUGCUGGUGCUGGAGCUCAGUGCUGAGGCCUUCACCCUAGGGGGAGUGCUGGUCUCAGUGCACGCCCUAUUCUUGCUGAGCCAGAGGAAACCGGGAUGCUGCAGGAGCCAGAGUCUGCACUACCAGGAGCUGCAGGAGGGCUUCUCUGAGUUGGAAGAGGUUCCUGGUUUUGAGAAUGGUCCCACCGUGGCCAGCACAGGAGCAAAUGAGAGGGCGGGACAGCGGGAACAGACACGUGCUGCUCUCCUUCCACCCUGAGAAUGCUCUCCAGACAUUCCUGCCCCACCCCACCAAACUCAGAAGCUUGCUGGGAUCCUUUGAGUCCAACAGGAAGUCCGGGAAUGCCUUCAGUUUUCACUCAGAGCAGGCCCUUUUUGCAUUCCUUCCCUGUUAGGGGAAGAUACACCUGGAGGAGAAUAUAUCCUCACCUACCACCUUGAAAAGCUGCUUUCUCCCUUCCAUCCAUAUCCUCCCUCCCUGUCACCUCCCCAUACAGCUUCACAUCUGCCUCAUCUCACUCUUUUUUUCUGUCCACCUUUCAUAAUCCCAUCCACUCCAAAUCCCGGACCCUGCACACGCCAACUCCCUGAAUCCAAUUCAGGAGUGCCCCAAUUCCCCUUUCGAUCCGUCUCUUUUCUACUGCAGCGGAGACUACAAGUCCCAGGAUGCCCCGCUAGCCCGUGACCGGCUGCGAAAUAAAGUGCCUUCUCUCCGCGGUA